Melospiza melodia melodia is the source of this 891-nucleotide messenger RNA. RefSeq names its product olfactory receptor 14J1-like. Gene Ontology annotation, biological process: G protein-coupled receptor signaling pathway. The transcript has 5 exons. Gene Ontology annotation, cellular component: membrane. The record is from RefSeq and is a predicted model, not a curated record. NCBI's taxonomy places the organism in Eukaryota, Metazoa, Chordata, Aves, Passeriformes, Passerellidae. The annotation marks the transcript as partial. Gene Ontology annotation, molecular function: olfactory receptor activity; odorant binding.
CUGCACUACGGGACCCUCCUGGGCAGCAGAGCUUGUGCCCACAUGGCAGCAGCUGCCUGGACCAGUGCCUUUCUCUACUCACUGCUGCACACAGCCAAUACAUUUUCCCUGCCCCUGUGCCAUGGCAAUGCCCUGGACCAGUUCUUCUGUGAAAUCCCCCAGAUCCUCAAGCUCUCCUGCUCCAAAUCCUACCUCAGGGAACUUGGGCUUCUUGCUCUAAGUGUCUGUGUAGCCUCAAGCUGCUUUGUGUUCAUUGUUUUCUCCUAUGUGCAGAUCUUCAGGGCUGUGCUGAGGAUCCCCUCUGAGCAGGGACGGCACAAAGCCUUUUCCACCUGCCUCCCUCACCUGGCUGUUGUCUCCCUGUUUCUCAGCACUGGCUUUUUUGCCUACCUGAAGCCCCCCUCCAUCUCCUCCCCAUCCCUUGAUCUGGCCCUGUCAGUUCUGUAUUCGGUGGUGCCUCCACUAGAAUCCGAAUCGGAGCUAGAAUCCGAAUCGGAGCUCCCCGAUUCCCUGUUGGACUCAGAGGUUGAAUCCGAGUCCGAGCUGGAAGUCGACUGGUCGAGCAUUUCCGGAGCCCAGAUGACUCUGCCCCAUGAUUUUAGGGCUUUCCCCGAGCCUGAGGACAUGGGCAUGAUGCUCUACGACAGCCUGGCCAUCGCCAUCUUGGACCAUCGUGGAAGGUCUGAGAAAGGGAGGUUUGAAGGGGGGUCCCCAGUUAGAAGUGACCAACAGAUAGAGUUUUCAACACACUGCUUGCUGGUGAAGGGUCUCAAGAAUGGCAAUUUCAACCUGCUAGACAUCUGCUGGGAGCUCAAUACAGCUGAAAAAAGGCAGUCCAGGAAAUUUUUAGAGGGUUUGGAGAACAAGGUUUUUGUCACAGCUGAUGGGUAA